This is a messenger RNA of Callithrix jacchus (white-tufted-ear marmoset), 9790 nucleotides long. Lineage: Eukaryota; Metazoa; Chordata; Mammalia; Primates; Cebidae. The record is from RefSeq and is a predicted model, not a curated record.
CAAUAUAAGAUUAGGUAUGAAGUGGUUUUUCCUGUAAGGUGAUGGAAUUUUCAAAAAGUAUUAAUAGUUGAGAAAAUAUUUUCCCAUUUUAUUAUUCUCUAUUGAUAAUAACAUAUACACUUUUUGAAUUGUGGUUAAACUUGAGAAGGCAUCUUUAGGCUUCUUUCCAGAUGAACUGCAAGAUUUUAGAGCAUCUCAAAAUUUCUGGUGCAGGGACUAAUCUUAAAUACUUGGAAAUUGGCUGUCUUCAUUAACUAGCCUGUUACCAUAGCUUUCUCACUUUUGCUAAUUAAAAAAAUAUGACCAUAUGAACACAUUGCUAGGACCCCAUCCAAGUCCUUAAAAGGGGCCUGGUGGGGGAAGGAUCUUGAAGCUUAAGCUCCAUUGUUUCAUGGUAAAUUUAUCUCUGAUCUGACAGCGUCAUAAUCUUUCACUGAAUCCGUCCAAACAGUAUUAUACUCAAUAGUCCACCAAAACAGCAUAACCUUUCAUGCUGAGAUACAGUAAGUCAGUUGAGGAAGAAUUCAGGAUUUUAGUCACCGUAUCAAGUUUUUUUUUUUAAUAAGGCACAGCUCAGUUCUUAUCUCUUGGUUUGACUGUCAUACAAUGGCUUAUUGUAACAAUGUUAUGUUAAUAUCUUUGUGUCUCUUACAAGCUUUAAUUUAUUCCCAUAGCAUGAAAAGAGACUAAAUUCUCACGUAAGAACAUGAAAAUAUUUUUAAAGAUGUUAUCUCUUAUGGUAUGUCUUUUAACUAAUCUAGUUCACGGACUAGAUUAGUUGUAGGCAUCUAAAAUAAUAAGUAAUCUCAACAGAUAGUAUAUAGUUAGAAAUAUCAUAUAUCUAAAUAAUUAUCUUGUAAAGAAAACCCUUAACAUUCUUAAAAUGUUGUUAUUUCUAAGCCUAAAGUAAAAUGCAGCUUGUUACUUAAGAAAGAUUUCGGAAGAGAUAUAAAGAUCCCAUUGCACUUUACAUGGCUUUGAAAAUGUAUCAGGAUCCGUUGUACUGCAUGAAACAUACUUAGUUUCAUUAGAGAUGCUUGGGCCUCUCACUUUGUCUGCCUCCUGCCCCUCUAUGUACACAAAUUCAGCAACCUAAUCAUGUUGCCUUUGAUCAAAUUUAAUUUGUAUUUUUCCCCAGUAAUGCUGUCUGGUGGCAGUUAAAUAGAAUUUAAUUAAAAUAAAUAUUCACAGGCUUUAAUAGAGCUUAAUGAUCUGAUUUGACUUAGUAAAAUGAGGCAGAAAGUCUAGACGCUGUAAGAUAUACCUACAUUACUUGACUUGGUUAAAGGUUUAGUAAAACAGAGGCCAGCAUUUACAAAAAGGGAGAAAUGGGGAAAUCCAAUGAUAAAAGCUAUCUGAACAUUUAGUUAGAACUACGCAUGCACAAAAACGUCCUACUGAAUUUGUAUCCACAAUAAAAAUUGGGUUGUUUCUUGUUUUUCUAUUUUAUUACAACCAUAAAAUUAAGGUUUGAAUAACUAGGCAAUCCACUUGUUAAAUGGCAAUUUGCAUUGACAAGCUGUUUUCCCAAAUUUCAUUUCUGGAUCAGUACUUCUCAGCCUUUAAUGUGGGCAUGAAUAACCCAGGGGUGGUGUGAAAAUACAGAUUCAGAUUCAGCAGGUCUGGGGCAAAGCCUGAGAUACUGUAUUCUGACAAGCUCCUUGCUGGUGUGAGGACUGCCCCUUGAGUAGCAAGGCCCUACACAGUGAAGUGAAGAGAGCUGAUUUGGGACAGUUGCCACCUCCAUGAUAACCAUAAUUUUAUGGAUAAUAAUAUGUAAAUGAUACCACCUCUCACAUAUGCAGUUGUUUCAUAUAUUUCCAUCAUCUCAUUUUGGUCCUCACAGUAUAUAACGUCACAUGCUUUGUCGCAACCUGAGUGCCACUGCUUGUAAAGCCUGGUACAUAAGAAUAUUAGAUUUCAGAGUGUUAGCUCACAUAGUCCAGCAUGUGCAAAGCAUAGCUAGGUUUAUCUUUCCGAAGAGUAUUCACAAAAUCUUGUUACUUCCUCACUCAAGAUCCAUCCAGUGGAGCAUCUCCUCUGCUCACCAACCCCAUAAAUCAUCAUUCCUAUUCUCCAUCUGUUCUCCAAGGCUGAUCAUCUCACUGCCCUCCACACAGGCUGGAUUUAUUUCUGAAUCCAAAUUCUGCACAUGCAGUUGCCUGACCAAGAAGGCUCCCACUUAUAUCUCCUGCUCUUCAUGAAAUCUUGUAAAAUCCUUUCUGCACACACAGGCUCUGAGUGGCCCUAUUCCUUGUCAUCUGACACAGCCGAACAGAUAAAGACAUUCUAGAAGUACUGGAAUUCUUCUGAUGUAUGCUGGGAGAUGUUUUUUAGCUUCCUUAUGUGCUGCAUUUUAAAACACUCUAAGAUUCGUGUCCAUUAACUCCCAAGGCAUGCUCUUUUAGGUAUUUAUCAAGUACAUUUCUAUAGUUGAAGUUCUGAGGUAUGACAAGGGAGCCCAGCCUUAGCGCACCAGUCCAGAUGUAACAUCAUAAGUUAUAAACAGCCUUCAUUUACUGAAUUUGGACUUAAAAGCCACAAAAUGAAUAGGUAAUUAAUGUGGAAAGUGGAAAAUUUUGAUUUAGAGAGAAGGAGCUGGUAAACAAUUAAACACUAACUUAAAGGAAUUUUCACAUUAAUGAACAAUCGGUACCUCUAUGGAGUUAUUUAGUCACUUGGGAAUUUUUUUUUUCUGUGAGACAAAGUCUCGCUCUUGUCAUCCAGGCUAGAGUGCAAUGGCGUGAUCUCGGCUCACUGCAAUUCCGACUCCCAGGUUCAAGCAAUUCUGCCUCAGCUUCUGCAGCAGCUGGUAUUAUAGGCACUUGUCACCAUGCCCAGCUAAUUUUUGUAUUUUUAGUAAAGACAGGGUUUCACCAUGUUGGCCAGGCUGGUCUCAAAGUCCUGACCUCAGGCGAUCCGCCUGCCUCAGCCUCCCAAAGUGUUGGGAUUACAGACGUGAGCCACCUCACCCAGCUGGGAAAUGUUUUAUAUAAUAGUCUCACUUGUAGGAUAUUUCUUAGAAAGAGAGUCACAUGAUACAUUUUUAUCACUCUGACUUGCUACUUAAGAGAUCUGGCACAUACAGCAAGGCGCUAAAUAUGCCACAAGGGUAUAAUCGGAAAAUGUGGUUAACCUGAUGCAGGGGUCUGAGUGGAACUUUGAACAAGGCUAGGAUAGGCCUGUUGAGCCCUUGGCCAGCAGGAUUUAUUUGGUGGUGGUUUUCUAACAGACACUCGGAAGGGAUUCUUGGAGGUAAUGCAAAAAUCUCAAGACUUACUGAAUGACUUUGUGGUAGAAAAAACAUGGAAAAAAUGCAAUUUGGAUACAGAUAACAAACUUGAUUAUGAAAAAAUAAAAACCCAGAUACUCCUUAUGAUUUUGAAAUGAUACACUUUAGGGGGCUGUAAGAGGUCCAGUAAAUUAUCCUUUGACAUCCAGACCAUAAGAUUUUGUCUUCUAACUACCCAAAGCACUUGGGUCAGUGUACAUUUCAGUGCACUGAUGCAUCCACUUGCCUGUGUGAACUCAUUAAGGUCAGGAGGAUGUUGUAUUCUUCUAGGCAAAAAGAGGGCAGCAUACUCUACAUACAAUGUUGGGUAAAAAUCCCACUAUUCCACCUCAUAGCAAUGCAGCUUUAAACAUGUGUUCAAACCUGUCUGAGCCUCAGUUUAUCUAUCUGUAAAAUGGUGAUAAUAAUAGUACUCACCUCAAAGCAUUGUUGUAAGGAUUACAUGAGUAAUGAAAGUUGGAUUGAGGGGGAAAGAGGCAGAGCAUGAAGUACUAAUUUAAAGGAAUGUUCAGGUAACGCCUAUGAGAUUAAAUACUUACUAAUGGUUAACACUUCUAUGCAGUGCUAUCUAACAGGGCUUCACUCUAAUGAUGCAAAGGCAGAAGAAUGAUACAGUGGAUUCCGGGGACUUGAGGGCAAGGUUGAGGGGGUGAGAGAUAAAAGACUACAUAUUGGAUGCAGUAUACACUGGUUAGGGGAUGUCUGGGGAGCACUAAAAUCUCAGAAAUUACCACUAAAGAACUUAUCCAUGUAACCAAAACCACCUGGAUCCCAAAAACUAUUGAAAUAAAUACUGCCAAGCAAAUCGAAAGCAUUCUAUAAAUGUUAAUUAUAGAAAGUGUUCUGUAAGUGUUAAUUAUUAUAGUAAUCAUGAUUACUGGUAUGGAGUUAAGAAAAAGGCAAGGGCUGCAUCUUUAGAAAUGAUUUAAUUCAUGUCAAGUGCUUAACACAGUGCCUGUGUAUAUGUGUGCCUCAUAAAUGCUAGUUGUUAUCAGAGUUCCUGUUAUCCUAGUGCCCAUCCUUACCUCACUUCUGGAGUACCCAUCAUAUUCAAUAUUCCAAAAGAUAAAUGCAGUUCUGUUUAUUGGAUAUUUAUCUAAGGCAACUAUUAACCCAUUGGAAUGGUGAUUUUUCUGAGAGAUUCUUCUUUUUUAAACCAUUGAUAACUGUAUUUCUGCUACUGAGACUUCUGUUCAGAGCCAAUAUUUCUUCCAUUUAUAACAACUUGGGAAAUUCCAAUAUUUUCGAUUUUUCCAGUGGAUAGUCUCAACUUAUUAGUUAGCUCUGUAAUAUCAUCUAUGAGGCUGACCCAUAUUAGAUCUUUGUUAUGGUCUGUGGUUUGCAAUAAUUGUCAUUCUCAGUUCCCUAAGUACUAUAUAGGAGAAAAGACAGUAGAAUGUUAACUCAGAACAGGGGUCUUUGGAGGUUACUCUCUCCAGCAUUUUGAUUUUAUAGAUAAGGAGACGUGACUUGUCCAGUGUCACCUAGCAGAUCAGAGGCAAAUCCAGGACAACAUUCUUAAAGGUCACAUAUUGACAGUCUGUUAAAUAUGCACAUGUGAGUAUAUCCAUUAAUUUCAGCUUGUUUUAAGAAUAAAAAUCAAAGUUAUAUAAGGUUCCUGAAUAAAUAUCAUAGCAGAAGGGAGACCAUGUGAUAGAACCUUCAAAAAAAUCUAAUAUAUUGUCUGGUUGCUUCCUGAAUUGUGCAGGUUUCAUUUCUGAAUAUGGCCUCAAAUAAAUUGAAAAGGACAUCCCUUUAAUCCUUGUCAAGUGCAAGAUCUGUGUCAUAAAUGCUUUCAAUAAUGAGGGGGGACAGGACAAAAUUUUAAGGAAAAGAAUUUAUACAAAAGAUUGAAUCAGUGCUUUUUCUGGAUAAGCAAAGCAAUGUGUGUGUUAAUUCUACUCUCCUCCUCCCCUUCGUGAAGGGGGUUGGGGGUGGGAGCAUUAGCAAGAAAGGAGGGGCCUAAUUUAUGGCGAGAGUGAGAACUCUUUUCAAGCCUGUGGGCAGAAAGCACUGCCGCACCUCCCUCCCUGCUGGAACCUGCUCUCUGAGAUCUGGGACUCCUCGGGGUCUCUGUUUGCCUAAUUGCAACUUGUGCUUAUGCCCUCCAGUUCUCACUGGCUCCUUUGAUGCUUUUCAGCAAGUCCUCUCAAAGCAGCGGGACAAAAUGGGAAGAUGUCAUCCAUACUGUAGGACCAAUAGCCAGAGGACAUAUCAAUGGUUCCCACAAGGAAGACCUUGCAAAUUGCUAUAAAUCAUCUCUGAAGCUGGUGAAAGAAAAUAACAUCCGAUCAGUUGCAUUUCCCUGCAUCUCUACAGGCAUUUAUGGCUUUCCCAACGAGCCUGCUGCAGUCAUUGCCCUCAGCACCAUUAAGGAAUGGCUUGCCAAGAAUCACCACGAGGUGGAUCGGAUCAUUUUCUGUGUCUUCUUAGAAGUUGACUUCAAAAUCUACAAAAAGAAAAUGAAUGAGUUUUUCUCUGUAGAUGAUAAUGAAGAGGAGGAGGAUGUUGAAAUGAAAGAAGAUUCAGAGGGGUUAGAGCCAAAAGGCCUCUCUUCACCCCACAAGAAGAGCAAAGCAAAGAAGCCAGAAUGUUUGAAAGACUCUAGUGAGGAUGAGAACGGUCCAGAGGAAAAGCACAGUAUGGAAGAAAUGGAAGGGCAGAGCGGAGAUACAGAUGGUGUCAACACUGUCACUGUGCCUGGUCCCACUUCAGAAGAGGCAGUUGAAGACCGUAAAAAGGAAGAUUCUGCAAAGGAUGACAAUACUACAGAAGGUGGUGAAGUGACAGAUCAUUCUGAGUGUGACCAAGACCAUCCUGACGGGCAAGAGAAUGAUUCAACGAAGAAUGAAAUAAAAAUUGAAACAGAGUCCCAGAACUCAUAUAUGGAAACGGAAGAACUUUCAUCAAACCAAGAAGAUGCCGUGAUUGUGGAGCAACCUGAAGUGAUUCCACUAACAGAUGACCAAGAAGAAAAUGAAGGUGAAAAAGCUCUAGGCAAGGACACACCUAGACUGCCUGGGAAAAGUGAAGGCUCCAGUGACCUAGAAAAUACUCCAGGUCCUGAUGUUGAAAUGAAUACUCAGGUUGACAAUGUAAAAGACCCAACAGAGAGUCAACAAGAAGAUCAACUAAUAGGGGCACGAGAUGAAACCAAGGAACAAAGAAAUGGAACUAAAUGACAAUCCUCAGCAUCUCAAGGCCUCUCCUAGCUCUGGGGGAGUUUGGGAAGAUAGCAGCACACGCUAUGGAGGAGGGUGGGGGUGGGGGGAAGGCAAGUCCCACGGAAGGAUGGGGAAUCCUUUGCUCUAAUUUCUCCAGCUGUAUUAUGUUUUGUUUAUCUGCAGAAAAAGAAAGAAAAAAAAGUUUCCUUUAAUUUGGUGGAGGGACCUAUGUUAACGCAUCUUUCAGGCAUUAUCCUUGUCAUUCCUGUCUUUUCUCUUACAACUCGGCCCCAGGGCCACAGCGGCUUGGUUGAACACACAUGUGUCCUGGCCUCUGUCUGCUUUCUUGGUUAUUUCACAAAGCUGGUCACACAGUGGUUUCUUCAAAGGAAGGGGAGGAAGACAGUUGUUUGAUAAGCUGCAGGGUAAAUUUUAGGAAUCAAUGAGCCCGGCAGCAAUAUAAUCCCCAGACAAAGGAGGCAGGAUAGAAAAUGGGCAAAAGCCUCGGAAACCACUGGGAAAAGGUCCGGACAAUGAGGUGAAAAUAUUUUCUUCAGGGAUUCCCAAGGCACAGUCUGUUCCAUGUGGUUAAUGAGAAAUAUGGAAGCUAUAUUUUCUCCAGAGCAGAGUGCAGAGGCAUAACCAGAAGGGUGGGCCCUGGCAGCCAUCUGGGUCUCUUCCUUCCUAACCAGAGUGGCAGGUGCAUCCUUCUUUGACACUGACUUUCAGCAGAGCUUACUUGGUUCAUGAGGUCUUCACAUGGAGACCACCAGUGACAGGUGACUGUUUCCUGCACAGCUGUAAAGGAUGGCCUUUGCUAGGUUACAGUUGAGAGCUAAGACAAGGGCACUGCAGUUAGGACCGAAACAUAUGCCUACGAAUAUCAGAAGCACCUCUUGAAAUCUCUAGAUGUUUUCCAUAAAAGAACAUCCUGUCUUCACCCAAAGCUUGACAGCCCACAAACUAGAGCAAACUAGAGGCUCCUUUGAAAUUAGAGGAAAUUAGAGCUUUUGUUUGCAGUUCUGUCUUCCUGGUCUUUGUUUAAAUGGUAUCACUUGUUUAUGCCAAGUUCAAGGCUGAUUUGAUGGUUGGUCCCCUCACUCAGAAGACUCUGAAGGGAAGGAUACAGCCCUGAAGGGGAGCAGCAGUACUAAAAUCCCAAGAUGCCAGUGGUAAAGUGGGCACAAGGGAUGGUGACUCUGAGGAUGCCGGGCGUCAUCAGUGAUCUCUAUCCCAGAGCCAGCAUAAGGCCAGAUGCCCGCUUCCCACAGCCUCUCUGGGUUCCAAAGUCAUGUCAUUGUUGUUGGAAAUAUAACAUUUGUUGCAUAUCUUCUUAAAUCCAUCUUCCUAAUAAGGGCUUUAGAAUUAAAACGUAUUUAUAUUGUUUUUCCUAAUAGAGGGAGACAUAUAAUGGAUUGAGUAUUAUUUCUAAAAUUAGAGGAUGUUCUGCUUUCUAAAUAUCCCAUCAAAUUCUUCAGUUUUGCACUUUUUUUUUGAUGGAAAAUUUAUCUUCUUCUUUUCCUAUGACUUUGGUUUUAGCCUUUCUGAAUUUGUUACUCCUUCUGCAUGGCUUAUUUAAUAUAUUGGAAUAGUUAACAAGUUGUACUUGGGCAUAGGCAAUAUAUUCUAUUCUAACACAUUUUUUUAAAUAAAAUUAAGACAGCGGCAAUGACAUGUAUGUGACCUCAUAAUGUGGGAUCAUGGCCUUCUGUUGUUAUUCCAGUUUGAUAUGGAAGCACCUAUAUCCUCUACUGCCAUUAGAUGUUGCUUUUUAGAAAAGCAAGGAAAGACUCGUUUUAAGAAAUCCAAGAAACGAUGUCAUCCAAAUAUUGACAGUUUCUAUAUUUCAUGCCAUCUUUAUACUAAGUUGAAAGUUGCCAUCAUUCUUGGGGAGUGUUUGACAAGUGCAAUCUGCUAGAAGCUUGUUUUCUUGUGACUCCAAAAUGCUCGUGCUACUCGGCCUCAGUAAUAAGUUACAAUUGAAGGAAAAAACCAUGAGGAAAACAGAGGGACAGAGAUUUUCAGAUGAACAAUGAUGGAAGAGACCUAAUGUCCUUGCUAAAAACAGCCAGGAUGGGAAUCAUCCAGCCCUAGCGUUCUCCUGCUCAUCAAUGACAGUCAUUUUAUUCAUUUACUUUAAAAUGUGGGUGGGGCAGAGGUGGAAAGAGGGAAUUCUCUGCCUAAAAAUUCUAGAAUAAUGUAAGUAAUCUUUGUAUCCAGGAAACUAAGAGAAUGAGGAAAAAAUAUCUUCAGCCUCACUCCUGAAUUAGUUAAAUCUUCAGUCUAUAAUUAGACUGGGUUUUCAUUUUUGCUUCGUCACGCUUUUUGGUUGCCAUUUGGCUAUACAGUUUUAUGCUUUUAAAAAAUGAUAAAGUUAAUUUCCAAUUCAAUAGUGAAAUAUUAACAAUCUAAAUAUAGCCAGGUCAAAGACACCUGAACACAGAAAACCUUUAUUUGCUGGUGCUGCCAUCGCACAGGUUGUACAAUGGAAUUGAUCUGUAAAGCUGAUUGACUUUCCUGCUCAUAAAUUCUGGAUGUCAAUUUCCAACCAAACUCCAAUCCAGCUAUGUGGCAUGAAGGGUGACAGGAGGGAGGGAGGAAAAUAGCCCUGUAUUAGUCAUGUUUGCAUACAGAGGAUCAAAGUAGGCCUUCAACAUAAUAGUUCUAAUUAAAACGGUCCUCGCGGUAGGAGAGACAAAGGGGCUUUUCCUCUCGCUGGUAACUAUUCAGAUGAUGGACAAGUCUUCUUUUAUAACAGCUUACAAAGAAGGCAUCCGAAUCACUGUCUGUGAUACUGGGUCACAUAUUAAUCACCGCAGCUAAUUGUAAAUCUUUCUAUGAAACACUGAAAAGGCUCUUUGUGAAUUAAUACAGUUCUGCUUGAUGCACUUGAUUUGAAAAGACAUUUCUCUGUAUGUGGUGCAUGUCGGCUUUGCUUUGAAAAAUAACAAAGUUAGCAGAAUAUGUUCAAUAUAUUUUCUUGGGGAAUAGGGUUUUUAUCACAUGAUUCAUUAAGGAUUUGCCUUACCCUGACAUUUGUGAUAUAAAGGAAAAACAGAAAAAAAGUAAUUUUCUUGAUCAAGAUAUGUUUUUACUUAAUGCAAAUAAAUGUAGUCUGUUGCUUGCAAGGAAAAAAAUGGCUUCUGAUAACUGGUAUAAACUGCUAAAUAGGAUAAUACGUGCCUCUUUUGUUAAACCAGCAUUUAAAUGCUGGACUGCUUCUAAAUCUGUUUUGUUUCUUUUCAUCUGUGCCAUACACUAAAAAACAACUGUUGCCUUCAUAUUAUAUUUGUUAGAGCAGAAUACAAAUAAAAUUUGAGAGGAUAAUGUGAAA